AUGACGACCACUGCCGCUGUUAACUUCAUUUCCACCAAUGGGUUUCCCGCUCCUGGUCUGCGCGCCACGCAGCGACUGAUUACCGGCCACAGCGAGGAGGACGGCAAAGGCCACUUCCUUGUCACCGAUCGUGGCGACCACCACCGCAUUAUGGGUGAGAACCAAGCCGUAGCCAACAUCCUGUACUCAACCCAGGAGAACCCAGUGGAUCUCAACGACAGCAAAGAUAUCCAGUAUGCUCGCGAGAAUGAGCCAGGUCUCCACAUCCCCAACGGCACAGUGGCUCGGAUGAUCGAUUUCGGCCCAGGCGUCGAAUCUCCAAUGCACCGCGCCCUGUCCAUUGACUACGGGAUCGUGCUCGAGGGAGAGUUCGAGCUCACCCUGGACUCCGGUGAGACGCGGAUCAUGAAGCGCGGGGAUGUGAGCGUCCAGCGGGCGACCGCCCACAAGUGGAAGAAUAUCACGGGUGGGGAGACGGAGCCCGGCCGGAUGCUCUACAUCCUCCUGGACUGCAAGGAGGUGAGGGUCCAGGGCAAGCCAUUGGAGGGAUUUCUGGGCGAAUUGGAGAAGGAAUACGAAGGACGGAGUGCGUAA
Aspergillus aculeatus ATCC 16872 is the source of this 594-nucleotide messenger RNA. Its product is annotated as cupin domain-containing protein. Lineage: Eukaryota; Fungi; Ascomycota; Eurotiomycetes; Eurotiales; Aspergillaceae. Bases 1 to 594 code for a protein of 197 amino acids. The transcript is spliced from 2 exons. The record is from RefSeq and is a predicted model, not a curated record.